AGUAUGAGCUUUUUGAACUUUUUCGUAGAUGCGGGAUUGUAAAGAUAAACUAGUUCAACUUGGGAAACUACCUCAGGACAUUCGAUUUUCUUCAAAUUGCAUUGUGAGAUAUAUUAUUGUUGUACAUCUUCGAUUCGGAUUUAUAUUCAAUUGAUCUCAUAUGGCAGCUAUGACUUCACAAAAGGAGGAGGUAGAAAAGGCUCCUAGGCUACCCAUGCCAUCGCGGAAUCCUCUACCAUUAUCCGCAGCACAAGAAGCCCAAGUCCAAGAAGUCUAUCAUACUAGAGUACGAAGUUAUUGUGCAGCAGAAAUUAAGGUAUUCGCGGAAUGUGCCCUUGGAAGAACCUUUACUGCUCCAUUCAAAUGCAGAGAACAAAAUCGAGCGAUGAACAAUUGUAUGAUCUCACAUGCCACACAAUCAGAAAAGGAUGCAGCUAGAGAAGAGUGGUUUUCACUGAGAUUACAAAGACAGCGGGACCGUGAAGCAAAGGAGGCGAGGAGGAAGGAACAGGAGAAAUUUCACAGGGAAUGGUGGGGUUUACCAACCGAGGAUAGAGAGGGCGAGAAAGGCAAAGAAUUAAUGAGGAAUGCUGAGAGAGUCGGUGGAUUUCCAAAGAGGGAUGAAGGACAAAUGAGCAAAGACCGGCAUAGGUGA
Molecule: messenger RNA, 655 nt
Organism: Botrytis porri
Lineage: Eukaryota; Fungi; Ascomycota; Leotiomycetes; Helotiales; Sclerotiniaceae
Exons: 3
Coding region: 161-655 (164 amino acids)
Cellular component (GO): mitochondrion
Source: RefSeq, a predicted model, not a curated record